Branchiostoma floridae (Florida lancelet) is the source of this 2961-nucleotide messenger RNA. RefSeq names its product heterogeneous nuclear ribonucleoprotein C-like. Gene Ontology annotation, molecular function: RNA binding. The annotation marks the transcript as partial. The transcript has 5 exons. NCBI's taxonomy places the organism in Eukaryota, Metazoa, Chordata, Leptocardii, Amphioxiformes, Branchiostomatidae. Gene Ontology annotation, cellular component: nucleus. The record is from RefSeq and is a predicted model, not a curated record.
UCAGUGACAGACCCAAUCGUUGUCACGCGCUGCGCCGCACUUCCUUUAUACGUCGCGUAUCGCUUCUUGAACGGUUUCACCACGGAGUUUGACAGCAGCACGGAAGAAGAGACAAUGCUGGGCGGCAUCAGCAACAUCACUAACAGCACGGACCUUAAGGAUGUCAAGUCGCGGGUCUUCAUCGGCAAUCUCAACACGGUGAAGAUUCCACGAGCGGAGGUGGAGGGCAUCUUUGCUCGGUACGGGAGCAUCAAGGGUUGCUCUAUCCACAAGGGGUACGCCUUCGUGCAGUACACGAGCGAGGCGGAUGCCAGGGCAGCCGUGGCAGGUGAAGACGGGAGAAUGAUUGUCGGACAGGCUCUAGAUUGCAACCUGGUAUCGGAGCCAAAGACGAACAGACCAAAGCAAGGACAGAAAUCAAGACCGUCUCCCCCAUCCCCACACUUAAGGUUCGCACCAUCUCACGGUUUCCAUGACCACGGGCCUCCACCGCCGCUUCUGAUUGGUCCAGCGCUCCCGAAGCGGCCUCGUCUUGGUCCACCCCUGGCAGUGGCCAUGCGGAGAAGCCAGAGCCGCGUGAUGCGGCACACAAACAUGUCAAACGACGGAGAUAUCCUUAUUUGCGGACGAUGCAAGCGGCUCUUCUCAAACAUCCACCGCCUCCAGCACCAUAAACUGGUGGGCUGUCGGCCCCACGUCACCUGUGGCUGCAGGAAAAAGGACCUCAAAGUAGACGACUUCGCAGUUGACCAGCCGCCGGCCUCCCUGUCCUGUGCGGAGUGUGGUCAGCCCUGCAGCAGCCCGUGGGACCUGCUACAGCACGCCAGCCUGCAACACGACAACACAAUAUACCUACAGGACCAGGAACAGGAGGGGGAGGGGGGCAUGGGAACGUUAGUAGGGGACGCGGACGGUUCCGAGGGGAAGGCCUCCCUGGAGAUGGAGAGCGACGUCACGUCGUCCGUUUCCGGAGAGAGCACGGACGAACAGAUGAACAGUUUCGUUACCGACCUGAAACUGGAAACAGGUCGAUGAUUUGGGAACAGGUCGCGACUGUUUGUUUGUUUGUUUGUUAUUCGGGAAAGUCAUCGAUGGGGUGCAAUAAGGAGUUUCGCGAUUCUAAGUAGCAUGCGCAGCGAAAUUCUUUGUGGGUAAAUUACCUACAACGCAUUUCCCUUCGCUGCCAAAGAUCAAGGCCUCCGGCAGUUUUUUUUUAUCACGACCACUGUCUCGUUUUUGUUGUUGUUGUUGUUGUUUAUGACUCAGGGGCCUUCACCUUUGAGCUGACAUAUUACAAACAAUGCAUUUCGCUGAACAUCCGCGCUUAGAAUCGUGAACCUUCGUAUUCUCUUCUCCUUAGUAGCCUGUUGCACCCAGCGAUGUGGUGACUCAACCAAACCGCGAGAUUUUGUUUUUGAGAGUCGUUUGAUGUAACACCUGUUGUAUCUAAGUUUGUAUGAUCGUUUCUAUAAUAGUUUUGAAAUGUAGAGUACCUGGACUAUGUUAGGAAUGUCAGGCUUCAGCGCCACAUGAACAUCUUCUGUAAAGACUAUAAAAAAACUGAGAAACUUGCUAUUAUGGAGUUCUUCGUCAUACCUUGACUGUUGUUGGUAUUAUCAAACGUUCUCAACUUAACUUGUCUACUGAGAAAUUACCAUACAAAUGUAGGUGGGAAACGCCAUUUUGGUUUACCCUGCUUCUUUGGUUGCAAGUAAUUUAGAUAAUUGCUGGUUAUUAUGCUGUAAAUCAUAGUCAUUUUUAUGUUCUCCGUUUCGCUCAGUGCUGUAAACCUGUGAUAUUAUACAUUUACACUGGCGAUGAUGUUCACCUCGCUGCUUUACAUUGAAAGAUUCACAGGUGAAGCAUUAUAGUUGGACUCAUUUUCAGAUCGCUGUUAAAGACGGACCUGGAAGUUGUUAUCAGGAUGGGACAACAGUACAUCUUCACUCGAUCGUUUGUGAAUGUGACUCGAACGGCCUUUAUUCAAGGUAACUUACAUUAAGUCAGGAAAAGGAGUUCAAAUGCCAGAGAUGAUAAUUCCUAGACAAACUACAUGGAACGCCAGAAUGUUCUCAAAUGGAAUGAACGAUUUGUGAGAGUGUUAAUGAAAGGAGAGAUUAAGAUAUUGAGACUGAGAUUGAGAGAGAGAGAGAGAGAGAGAGAGAGAGAGAGAGAGAGAGUCAGAUUGGCCAUUAUUUGUACAACGAUUUGCCUUUCUGGCCAACUAACUUCCAAACCGACUGUGUAUAGUACAUGUAUCAUGUGCCCAAUGUAACUCAAACAUAUUUUUGAAAGACACCCUGUGGCGAUUACUACUGGUCGUGAAACAGGUUCAAGUUCAGGUAAAAGAGUUAGCUUUGUCCAUUUCGACUAUUUGAAUUCCUAGGAUGUACUUCUUGUAAGAUGACCAACAACAAAUAACGUCAAGUUGAUUCGAUUAUAUGAAUGAUAUCAAUUUUCGUCCGUUUCAAAAAGAUAAAGUUCUCAACCAUAUUGUAAAUCGUAAAGAGCAACUACAAAAUGGCAAAUGUAUGCUGUAGAUUAAAUUUAACAUUUUGUUGACAUUUUUUUAUUCGAAUCAGUUGUUGGGUUCCUAGAGGAUGCCAUCCAUAAAUCGAACCAACAUGUACGCUUCAGAAGAAAACGUGUCACUUGAAAUCUUUGACAUAUCGAGCAUCAAAUCAAAAUGUUGUGGACAAACCUAAGACACAGAAAUAGAUACACGUCACAGCACAAGACAUAAUUGAUGAAUAAAUUUUUGUGAUAAACCCCUCUCCACAGUGAUAUAUAUAGUUCUUCAAACUGAUUUGUGUAUUUUAAGUAUAACGUUAGUUGAGUAAUUGUAAACUUUCUGUUUAGAUAUUGAAAUGUGUACACCGUAUAGGCCGAUAUCUCUGUUUUACACCGUUGUAUCGAUGGAGUUCAUAUCGACACCAGGCCAAUACAAUGAAUGUUUAUAAA